Oryzias latipes (Japanese medaka) is the source of this 5140-nucleotide messenger RNA. The record is from RefSeq and is a predicted model, not a curated record. NCBI's taxonomy places the organism in Eukaryota, Metazoa, Chordata, Actinopteri, Beloniformes, Adrianichthyidae.
ACAAAAUAGAGGUCCAUGCUGUUUGGCAGAUGUGGGUGUAUUCAAAUACAUGAGCCUGAGGCAAGGCUGUCUCCUCCCACAAUGUGCUAAUGAAUUGCACUUAGUCUGGGAGUCAGGACAUGAUCUGUCAGGAUGACCAUCUUGCCUAAUGCAUGCGGCUUGUACUCUGACGCGGCUUGUGUAUGUUCAAAAGAAGUUAAACACGUGAAAAUGGGUGGGUGCGGCUUGUAAUCGUGUGCGCUCUAUAGUCCAGAAAUUACGGUACUUUCUUCAAAGAUGUAAUUGUUGAUCACAGGGGACUGUAUAUCCUUCUGAUCAAAUUCUUAAUGUAAAAGCCAAUUAUAAACAAGGUCUUCAGCAUUUCAAAUUCAGGAUUGUAACUAACUUUCCAGCUUUGUUGAGGCCUUUGUUCCAAUGUCCAAUAACUUGAAAUCUUUCAUUGUGUUUAGCCCAUUGCUUUGCUUUUAGCUUCAUGGUAUAUCAUGCAUCUAUAAUGUUAGAUUUUCUAGAAUCAUAGAAAAUUGCAAAAAUUGGAAAGGAAAAAAUGUUUAUUUGAUUGAGUUCAUAAAGAUGAUUUCCAGGCAACAUAUUAAUUUUUACUGACAAACUUGUGUGUUGCUGCUACUGUAGGACACAACGGCUUUAAAGACAGAACACAGAUGAAAACAAAGGUUUUCUUAAUGCUAGUGAUGCAGCAUUGAUGAAUUAAAUGUUCUAUGAUUUAAUUUGCAUAGACACGUUUUUCAGAACAGUUUUCUUUGUUUGGAGGAGUAAGGCCACAUUUAUGUGUUCAGCUAACAUGAAAGUCUUUAGACCCUUUUAAUUCUGCUUUAAACAACUUUUUGUGUCUGUGCAGCAAAAAGCAGAACGUCUUUACUGCCAAUAGAAUGCAUUUUUACUCAGCUAAUGUGUGAUUUAAAGAUUAAUUACAUAAUGUUUAAGGUAUACUGUAUUCCAAUUAAAAUUAUUGAUGCAUUUUAAACCUGAUUUCAAUAUUUUUCUUCUGUCUUAACUACUACAAGCAGUUUUUCUGUUAAAAAAUAAAAAAAAAAAUGUUAAGAAAGAACGUGUGUGUUUUUGGUCAUCUUUAUAACUCAGACUUUGAAACUCUAAGGUCAUCUUCCAAUCACCGAUGUCCCAUGUGUCCUACCUUUUCCAGUUUCUUGUUCUGUUUUGCUUUUUCUAAUUUCAUUUUGAAAAAGUUGGAAAUUAUUUUUGUUUUUAAUUUUUAUUUUGUUUCAUUUUUGUAAUUGUGUUUUGCCUUCUGGUGUUUAAGUUUGUAUCUAACAUGUUGUUAUUUUAAUUAUUUGUUUUGCUUUUUAAUUGUUGCUGUGAUCUUAAAUGUGUUUUUGCAUUGAGGGAUUUGUUGGUGUGGUUUGGACUACAGGGCCACCGUAGGUUGACCACUUGAGGCAGCAGAGAUGACAGCAGAAAAAGGGCAAACGUUCACCUCUUCCUCUUUGUAGUUGGAUUGAAAGCUCAGGUAACUGAAGUGAAGUCAGUUCACCUGCAAACCAGGAGUUCGAUUCCUAAUCACUUCAAGGGAAACUUUUAGACAACAUAAAUGAGAGGUUGGAAAACUAAUUAAAACUUUAAAAGUAAGGCCAAUAACACUCAGUUAAACCUUUUUUACGUUUGUUUGGAAGUUGUUUUUUCUUUUUUCACUAGUUGUUCAUUAGUACAAUAACUCUUUUUUUAGGUUUGCUUUUGAAAAAUCUCUCUUUUAUAGAAAACUGUUCCUUACUGAUUUUUCCUGUGAACUUUUUUUCAGACAGUCUUUUAAGUUGAAAAUCUUCCACUUUCUCUCACUAAACAUUAAUAAAAUAACAAGAAACUUUUUUUUCAGUACUGUAGACCCGUGCAGCUUUAAUAUGUAUUGUAGAAGAUUAGACACUAGAGGGAAUUUAAAGGAGAUCUUUUUCUCUAAAUCACUUGUGCUUUCCAAAGGACUCCCUUUCAAUGACACCCGUGACUCCCCCUGUAGCUUCAUUUGCAUGUAAAUGCACGUGUGUGCUGCAGCGGUAUCAUCUUGUCGGGGGGCAUUUGUGUGCGAGCAGCCGUGCAUAAACGGCUCCACUAAUGUGGAAGCAGAGGCCAGACGUCAUGGAUCAAGAGGGAACACAGAAACAAAGUCAGAGAAGCUCAAAGGUUCAUGCAAGAGGACGCUCAGAGGCACAACCACUGGUCUGCCUGAAGGGUGGACACUAACGCCUCAUCACAUAUCAUUACCUAAGAUGUCGUGGUGUUCGUCUCUCCGAGGCUCAAAGUUUCGUCACGUCUUCGGGAAAGCUGCCACCAGGGAGCACAGCUACGACGGGGUGCCAAUCACACACAGCGUCCACGACAACCACUACUGCUCAGCCAAUCCGUGCUUCAUCGCCGUGGUGACAGAGUGCACAGCGGGAGGGUGUUUUUUAGUCCUGCCAAUCCAUCACACGGGCAGAGUAGUUCCUCAGCACCCCAGGGUGUGUGGCCACAGAGGAAGAGUUCUGGACAUCAAGUGGAACCCGUUUGAUGAUUACAGCAUCGCCUCGUGCUCAGAGGACUGCACCGUAAAGAUCUGGGAUAUUCCGGCUUUUGGUCUCCAGCAGAACCUCACCAAAGCCAGGAAGACCCUGGUCGCUCACUCCAGGAGGGUGGCCAUCAUCGAAUGGCACCCAACCGCUGAGAAUCUACUGCUUAGCUCCGCCUACGACUACAAGGUUCUUCUCUGGGAUAUCUCUCAGGCUGGCGCAGUUAUUCUGCAUCCAGUCCGGGUCAUCCUGAUGCCCGUCCACCACCGAUACCCCUCUGAAGCCCUGCUGCUGUCCGUCAGCUUCAACAGUGAUGGCAGCAGACUGGCGGUCACGUCCAAGGACAGACGAGUUCGAGUCCUGGAUCCGCGGGCGGGAAAGAUUCUCCAGGUGCUGGAAUCUGAGGAGUGUUUGUUUCUGUGUUUGUCCUCUUGGGGGAGCUGUUCUGCAGACGUUUCUGCCUCUGCAGGUGUCCAGCUGGAAGUCCCACCGCGCCAACAAGGUUUUGUACAUCAACGGGUUGAAGAUGCUCCUGUCCACGGGGAGUUCCUCAUGGAGGCACAGACAGAUGGUCCUCUGGGAUGCAGAGGAUUUAUCAGAGCCUUUAUACGAGGAAGAUCUAGACGGAUCUGCAGGAGUCCUCUUCCCUUUCUACGACCCAGACACACACAUGCUCUACCUGGCUGGAAAGGUCACUGCAACCAUGUCUACACUUUCUCUGCACACAUUACGUUUAUUUGUCAAAGACUGUACCUGCAAAGGGAAUGGGGUGAAAGACGUUCAUGGCUGAAAGUGAGCAGUUUUUCUCUGGUCUUUGUCUGUGUUCAGGGAGACGGGAACAUCCGCUUCUAUGAGCUGAGCGCAGAGAAACCCUUCAUCAGCUUCCUGAACGAGUACCGAUCCGUGCUGCCGCAGAAAGGCCUGGGAGUGAUGCCCAAACGCGGCCUGGACGUGAUGGGGUGCGAGGUCUUCCGGUUCUACCGACUGAUUGCUGUUAAAGACCUGGUGGGGCCACUGUCCAUGAUCGUGCCACGAAAAAAGUCAGAGGUUUUCCAGGAGGAUCUUUACCCGCCGACGGCUGGAAACCAUGCGGCUGUGACGGCAAGGGAGUGGCUCCUGGGGAUCAACAGGGAUCCAGUGUUGAUGUCCCUCAAUCCUGAGAUCAAACCAGAAAACCCUUACGCGGAGGUCUCCUCCGCCAACGGUCGUCUGAGGCCGAUUGCGUUCAUGUUGGCUCCGCCUGCUGCUGUUGAGACUGGAGACCAGGACAUCAUAGAGCUGGCCUUCCUGGAGGAGCAGCUGUCCUACCAGGACGCCAAAUACCCCGAAGACGACCUGUCAGAGUGGCAGCCGGACGGGACGCAGCUCCCUCUGUGGACGCACUGCUGCGAGCCCCUGGAGACCCCCCCACCGCCAAGCGACCAGGAGCUCUUGCAGGCGUUCUACAGGCAGCAGGACCGGAUCAGAGAGCUGAGGAUGGAGUUGACCCAGAAGGAGGUGGCGGCACCACCAGAACCAGAACCAGAGGUCCACCGGCAGGUGAUCCUGCUUCCCCUGUAUCCAGCUCAAUCAGGUGUUUCUGUCUGCAGGUGAGAAUUCUUCAGCUGGAACUGGAGAUCAAGAACUACAGGAACCACAUGAGGGCCAACUUCUGACUGAGCUGCUGCUGGUCUGUGGACCUGGAGGAACCGAGUCUUCUCACAUCUGUGUCUCCACCGUUUGCAGUGAAGCAGAAAUAAACAGCAGAACUCUGGGGACCGCCUUCCUACUGUUUGUUCAUGAACAGGUGGCUCCGCCCUCUAAUCGGCGAGCUCCUCCGUGAGAAGAACAUGGAGAUCAUGCUGAAGGCUCCUGAAGUUUGACUCCUUGGGGAUUUAAGUCCACAUUCACCAACGGGAGUCUGCUCCACAUUCGUGGCGGGUUUCCAUGACGACCCCCAUCCUCAGGAAAACCUGUCAUUGUUGUAGCGUUACAGCUGACAAACAUUAUUAAAUCCUCCAUCAGCAUCGCCUGGAUUUAAGGGAAAGCCCAAAAAAAACUAGAAGCAGGGGCGGAGCCUAAAUGUAUGACUGUAUGAGAACUGGAGUGAGUGCGGCGUCACCCACAGAUACCGGCUCCAACCAAAUGAAGUCAAUUCAGGUACCAUUUUUUUGCGAUCAGAUAGCGCCAUGUUGGAGCCAGAAAUCAUCAAUAAACAGCGAUCGGUCCGAGUUCAGUGGAGUCCACAUUUCCACGGUAAACACUCUCGCCAAUGAAAAGCUAGCUUUUUGAAAGGCCAACAGACUCCGCCUACUUUUACUAAGGUGUCUAAUUGGUCAGUUUGUAUUAUAACAUGAGCUGCAAAAAAAAGAGAAAUAUCCAGAAAUAAACCAAUCAUUCAAUCAACAAACGAGACAAUAAAAGAUCUGUUUAGCAACUCGACAGACAUAAACAACAAACAUCUGCUAAUGUGUUGCCAUAUUUCAGUGUUGAGUAAAAAAACACACGGGCCUUGAACGCAUCAUCACACCUGACUGUGUAAAGAAGCAGAGACCAGCGAAGCAAAAUGUUAAGAUUUUAUUUACAAAGUCCUUUUUCGCAUGUUUUUAUUUAACUUACAGAAAGUAAAAAAAAAAAAAAAAAAACAA